AUGGAGAACAUCAGCUACCAGGACGUCCAGGGCGCGCCCUUCAAGGGCAUCUGCAUGGCCAACGUCAUCGUCGAGAUGACCAAGGAGAGGAAGGUGUCGUGGAAGUGCGCCGACCUCGAGGGCGUGUUGGCUGGCGUCACCCCGGCGCCCUGCGCGCCGCUGCAGGGCAGCCAUGCCGGCACCUGCCCGUUCCACCGACACACACGCCUCCGACCAAAUCGCAGUGCAGCAGUGCUCUUACUCCAUCGCACCUGCUACAUCAGUGGCCGGGACAGAAAGUUCGGCAAGCUCAAGUACACCAGGGGCUACCUCAUCGAGCUCAUGCACACCGACGGCGUCUUCAUCCCCAACAUAACCCCGGUGAACUCGCCGGCGUGGAACAUCCACCCGGUCUACAGCCGCAACAUCGUCGUGUCCGGGGUGACCAUCCUGGCGCCCACCAAGUCGCCCAACACGGACGGCAACGGCAUCAACCCGGACUCGUGCUCCCAGGUGCGCAUCGAGGACUGCUACGUCGUCUCCGGCGACGACUGCGUGGCCAUCAAGAGCGGGUGGGACGAGUACGGCAUCGCCGUCGGCAUGCCCAGCGAGCACAUCGUCGUGCGCCGCCUCACCUGCGUGUCGCCCACCAGCGCGGUGAUCGCGCUCGGCAGCGAGAUGUCGGGCGGCAUCCGGGACGUGCGCGCCGAGGACAUCACCGCCAUCGGGACCGAGUCGGCGGUGCGGAUCAAGACGGCGGUGGGCCGCGGCGCGCACGUCUACGCGCGACGGAUGAGGCUUGACGGCAUGAAGCGCGUCUUUUGGAUGACCGGCGACUACAAGUCCCACCCCGACGACGGCUACGACAAGACCACCGUGCCGGUGGUGGAGAACAUCAGCUACCAGGACGUGGUGGGCACCGGCGUGUGGAAGGAGGCGGCGAGGAUGCAAGGCAUCCAGGGCGCGCCCUUCAAGGGCAUCUGCAUGGCCAACGUCACCGCCGAGAUGACCAAGGAGAGGAAGGUGUCGUGGAACUGCGCCAACGUCGAGGGCGUCUCGGCCGGCGUCACCCCGGCGCCAUGCGCGCCGCUGCAGGGCACCCACGCCGGCUCCUGCCCGUUCCCCACCGACACGCUCGCCGUCGACCAGAUCGUCGUGCAGCAGUGCUCAUACUCCAUCACUAUCCCUGCUACUACUUCAGUGGCCGGGACAGAGUAGCUCAAUCAUAUAGUAGUAUCCAGCUUCUUGCUGCACCAAGCGAUGAGGUUGUUGGAUCUCCAAGUGAGAACAGUAACAAUAAGGAGCGUGUUGUCGA
Messenger RNA from Triticum aestivum (bread wheat), 1294 nucleotides. Its product is annotated as probable polygalacturonase. The transcript has 2 exons. Lineage: Eukaryota; Viridiplantae; Streptophyta; Magnoliopsida; Poales; Poaceae. The record is from RefSeq and is a predicted model, not a curated record. Bases 1 to 1197 code for a protein of 398 amino acids. Gene Ontology annotation, biological process: carbohydrate metabolic process. Gene Ontology annotation, molecular function: polygalacturonase activity.